Molecule: messenger RNA, 1339 nt
Organism: Rhododendron vialii
Lineage: Eukaryota; Viridiplantae; Streptophyta; Magnoliopsida; Ericales; Ericaceae
Exons: 7
Coding region: 92-835 (247 amino acids)
Source: RefSeq, a predicted model, not a curated record
UCUGUGGAAAAAAAAAAUCGAAUACCCAAUUGGACAAAGCAUUGGUCUAGGGUUUGUAAAUUCAAUUCCCACCAGCUACUAUGCCCACUCGAUGAACAAUUCAAGCUCCGAAAGAAACACCAAGAUGAGAAACAACGACCACGAUGAUGAUAAACCAUUGCCAAACAGACCCCGUCAAGAGAAAGCGGAGGAUAUGAAGCUAUGGGGGAUUCUCAUCUUUGGUUUGAUUGGAGCAACCGCCACGACUUUUGCCGUGGGACAACUGCGACGGUCGGUUGAUUGGUUCUAUUCUCAGUUGACCAGGUCACAGUCAUCAUGGAAAAGUGGAACUGGUGGUUCUUUCCGGUCAAGUUUUCAGGAGGAAGCAUGGAAAAGAUAUAAUCGUCGAAUGCAGGAGGAGUAUGAAGAGGAAAUGGAAAGAGUGGAGCGUAUUAGGCGUAUGCAAAGUGUAUUUAACAGGGAGAGGAGCAAGUACAAAAGGAGCUAUGAGAGCUGGAGAGAAAGUGGUCCAGAUGCAUAUCAUCAACAUUUCCAGAGGGAAGAUUGGUACUGGAAGACCAAUACAUCAAACAGAGAUCAGAGGAGUAACUUCCGGGAAACUCCUCAAGGCAGUGCUACUUAUGCAUUAUCUCAUCACUACUCCGUCUUGGGCCUUAACAGGUUGAGAACACAACCUUAUACUGACAAUGAGAUUAAGACUGCUUUCAGGGCCAAGGCAAUGCAGUACCACCCAGAUCAAAAUCAGGACAACAAAGAGUUAGCUGAGGCAAAGUUCAAAGAGGUCAUGACAUCAUAUGAAGCUAUUAAGACGGAGAGAAAAAACAAUAAAGCGUGAGCUCUUAAAAAAGGAAUGCAGUGUGUUGUCAAAUAAGAAUAAAUAAGGAAUGCAGUGUUGAGACGAGGAUUGUUUAACUUCAACAGGUGGAGUCACUGGUUCACAGCAUUACGAGGUGUCCAGUGCAUAAUCGGCGAUUUUCAUUUUUUGUGUUGUACUCAAGGGCUUAGUUGCACCGUACACCAGCAGAAUAUAGCAACAUUCUUUUCUUUUCUUUUUUUCUAUCAUUUUACCGUUUGGAUAUUCACCACAUCUGGCGAUUUUUGGGCCGAUCGCAUAGCUCCCUAUGUAUUUGUUUGGCUUGCAUUGUCACAAGCUAUUAUGUAUAAAAGAUUAAUAAAUCUUCUUCACUAGGUCUGUUCUGUGCCUGAGGUUUUGCUUCGACAUGGAUCGAUACAACUCACGCAUUGACGCAUAGAAUGUAAAUUAUUGGAUGCUCACUCUGAUAAUUAGGACUAGUAAAUAAUUGCUAGUAAUAAAAUCAUGUUGAUUGGGUUGCCCCUA